AUGAAUCCCAUCUCUCCCGCGGCCGACGACGGUGCGUCUGUGCCCAGUCAAAAGGCCAAACCUCUCGCAUCCGACCUGGUAGACGACUCGCCACCUCCCUCAAACCGAUUCGCCUUCACGCCCGCCCAGCUGCACACCCUCCUCACCUUCCGUAGCUUGGCAGCUCUCGACGUCUUUGGCGGGGUGCGCGGCCUUGCUGCUGGCCUCCGCACCGAUGCCGUCGCCGGUCUUGGAGUGGAUGAGACCGACCUCAACGAAACCAUCGCCUUCGACGAGGCCGUCUCUGCCGGCCGGCAAGGCCGAAUGCCAGCCUACCAACCUCACGAGCCGCUCCCCCCUGUACCUCAUGCGCUGCGGGUAGGUGAUGGUCACGAUCGGCCCUUCGCCGACCGGAAGCGAAUCUUUGGCACCAACCAGCUACCUCGACGUCGGCACAAGUCCUUCCUCAAGCUGAUGUGGAUUGCCUUCAACGAUAAGCUCCUCAUCCUUCUCACCAUUUCCGCAUCCAUCUCCCUCUCCAUUGGCAUCUAUCAAUCGACCAACACCAAGUUAGGAUCCUCGAAUAUCGACUGGGUCGACGGCGUCACCGUCGUCGUCGCCGUUGUCAUCAUCGUCCUGGCCACGGCUGCCAACGAUUGGCAGCAAAACCAUAAGUUUGAGAAAGUCAACGAGCGAAAGCGCCAGCGCGAGGUGACCGUCGUCCGCUCCGGCAAGGCCCAAAAGAUAUGGUGCCACGACGUGCUUGUCGGCGACGUCAUGCACAUCGAGGCCGGCGACGUUGUCGCCGUCGACGGAGUUCUCAUCCAGGCUUCGGGGCUUCACAUCGACGAAUCAUCCAUCUCAGGAGAGUCUGGCCUCGUCCACAAGACCGUCUUGGCGGACCACGAUGCUGAGCAUGCCGUGCUUGCCGAUCCUUUCAUCCUGAGCGGCACCACCGUCACCCGUGGCGUCGGACGCUGUCUGGUGACGGCCAUUGGUGCCAAUUCAACCUACGGUCGCACGCUCAUGUCCUUGCGAGAAGAUGUCCAAGAGACGCCCCUCCAGGCGAAGCUCGGCCGCCUCGGGAAACAACUCAUCAUUUUCGGCGCCGUCGCCGGAUUCAUCUUCUUCAUCAUUCUGUUCAUUAUUUUCCUGAUGAGCCUACAGGAACCCCACCCCAGGGGCGCUUCCGGCCAAGCCGAGAUCUUCUUCCACAUCCUCAUCCUCUCCAUCACUGUCGUCGUCAUCACCGUGCCGGAAGGUCUCGCUCUCAACGUCAGCGUCGCACUGGCCUUUGCGACAAAGCGGAUGCUCAAGGACAACAAUCUGGUCCGGCUGGUUCGCUCGUGCGAAAUCAUGGGCAACGCGACCUGCGUAUGCUCUGACAAGACGGGCACUCUUACCCAGAACAAAAUGACCGUCGUGGCUGGCCGUAUCGGGUUGGAGAAUAGCUUCGACGACACCGGCACCGUCGCCAUUGGAAUCGGCGAGCCUGCACCCAGCGUUGCGACGCCUGGGCGCAACUCAUCAUCGACUCGAUUUGCCGCCUCGUUGUCGAGCGAGGUCAAAAGCCUGAUCAAGGACAGCAUUGCCCUCAACUCGACAGCAUUCGAGAGCGACGAGACGUCCGAUUCAGAGUACUUCGGUUCCAGCACAGAAACGGCGCUGCUCAAGUUUAGUCGCGAUCACCUCGGCAUGGGGCUGUUGAGCAUGGAAAGGGCCAACAACGCGAUCCUUACCAUGCUGCCAUUUGACUCAACUCGAAAGUGGAUGGCAGUCCUGGUCAGGCUGCCCAAUGGGAGGUAUCGAUUACUCGUCAAAGGUGCCGCCGAGGUGGUGUUCGAGUACUGUGCCUUUCUUGUCGACGAUCCGACCUAUUCUCUCACGGCCGACCGCCUUUCCGAGGAUAAUAGGACUGCCUUGCGCGAGACCAUCAUGGACUACGCCAACAACAUGCUGCGACCGGUUGCCAUCGCCUACAGGGACUUUGACGCGUCGGAGGUUUUUGAGAACCCAGAAGACGACCCCGCCAGCAUCAACAUUGAAUGGCUGGCGUCCGGAUUGAUCUGCAUCGGCAUAUUUGGCAUCCGUGACCCUCUCCGUCCUGAGGUCGUCGAGUCGGUUCGCAAGUGCCAGGAUGCUGGCGUGUUCGUGCGCAUGGUGACCGGAGACAACUUCCUUACCGCCAAAGCCAUUGCAGUAGAGUGUGGCAUAUUCACAGCCGGAGGUGUUGCUAUGGAUGGAGCCACAUUUCGCAAGUUAUCUCCCUCGCAGAUGGACGCCGUGAUCCCUCGACUGCAAGUGUUAGCGAGAUCAAGCCCGGAGGAUAAGCUGCUCUUGGUUUCGCAUCUCAGAUCCAUGAACGAAACCGUUGCCGUCACUGGUGACGGCACAAACGACGCUUUGGCCCUCAAGGCUGCCGAUGUUGGCUUCGCCAUGGGGGUCCAGGGUACGGAGGUAGCCAAGGAAGCAGCCUCGAUCAUCCUGCUGGAUGAUAACUUUGCAUCCAUUGUGAAGGCGCUUAGCUGGGGGCGAACUGUCAACGAUGCAGUGAAGAAGUUCUGUCAGUUUCAGUUCACAAUCAACAUCACGGCCGGAAUCCUUACAGUCACCUCGAAGUUCGCGGGCGAACCCAUCUUCGAAGUCGUGCAGCUGCUUUGGAUUAACCUCAUCAUGGACAUAUUCGCCUCGCUCGGAUUGGCGACGGACCACCCUUCGCCUGAUUUCCUGAAACGAAAACCGGAGCCACGGGACGCGUCCAUCAUUAGUAUCACCAUGUGGAAGAUGAUACUUGGUCAAGCCAUCUACCAGUUGACCGUCGUUUACACCAUACAUUACGUUGGGUGGGACAUUUUUGAUGUUGACACGCGCGGCGAGAAAGAGGCUCUGCAAACGAUUGUGUUCAAUAUUUACGUGUUUAUGCAGUUCUUUAACCAACAUAACUGCCGCAGAGUCGACAACAAGUUGGACAUCUGGUACCAGGGUGUUUUGCGCAACCCUUGGUUUAUCGGGGUGCAAUGCCUGACCCUGAUAGGACAAUUUAUCAUCAUAUUCAAGGGAGGCGAGGCCUUCAACACCGUGCCUUUAUCUGGAGCGCAGUGGGGAUGGAGUGUGCUCUUCGGCAUCCUGACGUUACCAUUAGGCGCCUUGAUACGGCAAGUACCCGACCGUUAUGUCCUGGCAUUCUUCCUCUUUGUCAAACGAAUAUAUCUCGCCGUGACAAGGCCGUUUCGCCCACUCUUUUGCUGCUUCUCGUGCUUUUCCAAACUGCGCGUACGAAAACGUCGCUCGUCGAAUGGCCCAAAGCAGGAGAUGGGCACGGCUGACGACAUGACGUCUCAGAGGAUCCUUUCGGCCCAGAAUUCCAAUCAGGUUCAGGAUACGGCCGCAGCAGACGAUUCAGAAAUGACGAAGACGAAACCAACGGUGGAUUUGCCAGGAAUUAUUGAAGCUGCCAAACUGGGAAGGUCAAGUGGACAAGACGUUUUGGAGCUGCACCCACAAACUCUCAAGGACGACCCCAUACUUAUGACAAGAAGCGACCUUACAGUACCCCCGAGCCAAGACCCGGUGCUCCAGAGGUUCAUGGCUACGGAUUUGGAGGCCGGAAACCGCAGAAGAAGCAUGAGUAUGACGAUGACAAGGGACGUGUGGGUUGAGCCUUCGCAGGCUGCCCCAGCGCGGCUGCGUGAAAAACGAGGGCUGACUUGGGAGGGACUGUUGCGAUCCAAACGGAGGUGA
Drechmeria coniospora is the source of this 3720-nucleotide messenger RNA. RefSeq names its product P-type calcium ATPase. Gene Ontology annotation, molecular function: P-type calcium transporter activity; ATP hydrolysis activity; ATP binding. The coding region runs from base 1 to 3720 and encodes 1239 amino acids. The record is from RefSeq and is a predicted model, not a curated record. The transcript has 2 exons. Gene Ontology annotation, biological process: calcium ion transmembrane transport; intracellular calcium ion homeostasis. Lineage: Eukaryota; Fungi; Ascomycota; Sordariomycetes; Hypocreales; Ophiocordycipitaceae. Gene Ontology annotation, cellular component: membrane; intracellular membrane-bounded organelle.